CAACAACGUCCAAAGACAUUUUCUCGUAAUAAUCCGCGACAAACUACUGUUAGUAGUUUACUCCCACUAAAUGAUUUAAUACAACCUAAUUCACAACAAUCAUCUACACCUACUGAUUAUUGUACUCAAUGUAAACAAUUUGGGCAUCAGGCUAGUGCCUGUCCAAAUUUCUAG
This is a messenger RNA of Rotaria sp. Silwood1, 174 nucleotides long. NCBI's taxonomy places the organism in Eukaryota, Metazoa, Rotifera, Eurotatoria, Philodinida, Philodinidae. The record is from the annotation of a GenBank genome assembly.